AUGCGUCUCUUCAAGCUGACGCGCCACAUCUCCGGACUCAAACUCCUCAUCCUCACCUUCAAGGCGAGCGCCAAGGAGUUCUCACUUUUAAUCUUCUUUUUGGUCGUUUUCAUUGUCAUCUUUGCCGCCCUUAUCUACCAAGCCGAACGGUUAAACCCAGCUCCUCACAACGACUUCACCUCGAUACCGAUAGGUCUAUGGUGGGCGAUUGUCACCAUGACAACAGUCGGCUAUGGAGACAUGGUGCCGAGAUCUUACGCUGCGAGAUUCGAAACCGGUUCUAUUCUACACUCCAAAUUCACAUCUUACAAACGUCAAAGUCAAGCCUUAUCUUCAUCUCAUCGUGGACAGAACCAACGCCACUGGCAGGGUCAACAUCAAGCCAUCUCCGCUAAGAACAUGACAGUUUACGUUUCUAAGUAA
This is a messenger RNA of Protopolystoma xenopodis, 423 nucleotides long. Lineage: Eukaryota; Metazoa; Platyhelminthes; Monogenea; Polystomatidea; Polystomatidae. The record is from the annotation of a GenBank genome assembly.